UGCCACAACGCCCAAACAAACACCCUUUCUCUGCAUGUAAAGAUAAUAUCACCUCCCUAAAAACUACGAAGAAGAAGAAGAAGAAGAAGAAGAGCGAGAACAGAGAGAAACGAAAACACAGAAUGGCGAGGGAGUUGGAGAGGAGAGACGGGAUGUCGACGGAGGCGCCUCUUGCCCCUAUCACCUGCGACCGACAUGUUCGCGAUGACAUCGAAGAUCGAUUGCCCAAGCCGUAUAUGGCAAGAGCAUUGGAAGCCCCAGAUGCAGAGCAUCCAUAUGGGACACCAGGCCACAAGCACAAUGGCUUGAGUGUUCUUCAACAGCAUGUCGCCUUCUUCGAUCAAGACGACAAUGGCAUCGUUUACCCUUGGGAGACUUACAGUGGAUGUCGGCAGAUAGGUUUCAACCCAAUUUUCUCUCUGGUUAUAGCCGUCCUUGUCAAUGUGGCCCUCAGUUAUGCCACUCUCCCUUAUUGGCUUCCUAACCCAUUGUUCCCAAUCUACAUUUGUAACAUUCACAAGGCCAAACAUGGCAGUGAUUCGGGCACGUAUGAUACCGAAGGAAGGUACUUGCCCUUCCAGUUCGAGAACAUGUUCAGCAAGUACGCACGAACGCAGCCCGAUAGGCUCUCGUUCGGGGAGCUUUGGGACAUGACUCAAGGGAACAGACUUUCGUAUGACUUAUUCGGAUGGAUUGCCUCCAAACUGGAGUGGGGGUUUCUGUACAUCCUUGCAAGGGACGACGAAGGGUACCUUUCGAAGGAGGCUAUAAGGCGCUGCUUUGACGGUAGCUUGUUCGAGUACUGCGCUAAGAGGAACAUGGGCGGCGAUCCAAAGAUGCACUGAGGGAGGAACUGCAGCUCACAAGUUCAGAAAGCAGCCACCCACCCACCCACCCAUUUCCAGUUUUUCUUUAGAGAUCAGUGUAAUAAAAAGCAGCUCUCAGGGAGAUCAGAGACGUAGAGCAGUGAUGUUAUGGAGAACUUUGUCUUUCUCGAAACAAUGUAAUGAUGCAGACAAAUUGCUCUUGCAGUUUUCUGAUGGUGGUUGGUAAGUCUCCUU
Messenger RNA from Linum tenue, 1061 nucleotides. NCBI's taxonomy places the organism in Eukaryota, Viridiplantae, Streptophyta, Magnoliopsida, Malpighiales, Linaceae. The record is from the annotation of a GenBank genome assembly.